Gallus gallus (chicken) is the source of this 2242-nucleotide messenger RNA. It is a transcript of the gene RGS19, whose product is annotated as regulator of G-protein signaling 19. Bases 337 to 936 code for a protein of 199 amino acids. The transcript has 6 exons. The record is from RefSeq and is marked provisional. Lineage: Eukaryota; Metazoa; Chordata; Aves; Galliformes; Phasianidae.
AAUCGCAGGGGCCGGGGGACGCGUGCGCAGUGCAGCCGCUCCGCUCCGCUCCGCUCCCGCUGCCUCUCCCUCUCCCUCCGGUGCCGAACCCGGGGGCAGCGCACGGGCGGCGGCCGUGGGCACGGGGCAGCGGACGGCGCUGCUCGACGGCGCGGAUGCCCGACCCGCUCCAGCCGUGCGGCUGCAGGGACGCUAACCGGGCUGCUCGGGUCACCCGCGGCCUGGGAGGAGUGGUGAGCAGCAGAAGAGCCCCCAGAGCACGACCCACCCACUGCCACCGUGUAUGAGGCUGGGACGCAGUACGCAGGACCCGCGUCCGCAGAGCCACCCCUUCCGAUGUCCCGGCAUGAGACUUCUCCGACAACGGUGCAACCCGCCAGCAACCACCGCCCCAAUGCCUGCUGCUUCUGCUGGUGCUGCUGCUGCAGUUGCUCAUGGAACGAGGACCGGGAGCGAGCGUGGAGGGCGUCCCGGGAGACCAAACUGGAGACCAUCCCAAACUGUGAAGCGUGCUCCAAACCCACCACGGAGGAGGUGCGGGGCUGGGCGCAGUCCUUUGACAAGCUGAUGAAGAGCCCAGCGGGUCGCAACGUCUUCCGGGAGUUCUUGAGGACUGAGUACAGUGAGGAGAACAUGCUCUUCUGGCUGGCGUGCGAGGAGCUCAAAACCGAGUGCAACAAACACACCAUCGAUGAGAAGGCCAGGACCAUCUACGAGGACUACAUCUCCAUCCUCUCCCCCAAGGAGGUGAGUCUGGACUCGCGGGUGCGGGAGGUGAUCAACCGCAAGAUGCAGGAGCCGUCCUCGCACACCUUCGACGACGCUCAGCUCCAGAUCUACACGCUGAUGCACAGAGACUCCUACCCUCGCUUCCUGAACUCUGCCAUAUACAAAUCGCUGCUCCAGAACGUCUCCCGCUCCUCCUCGGAGUCCUAAAAGGCCGUGGGGACACCGGCGGGGACGCGGCACCAGGAGGGGGUGGGGGGCACAGCCCGGCUCUCCUCCACCCCCCCGUUUUUAGCUUUUUACCCGGGAGCCCUCGGUCUCAGGGCUGUCCCCGGGGUGGGGGCACCGCGGCGGCUCAGCCCGGGCUCGUACUACUGAACCCCGUCCCGGCCGGAGGCAGCGGGGGGGUGCGCAGGGCUCAGUGCCCCCCCCCCCGGCUGCACCGCCCCCACUUUUGAAGAGGUCACUUUAUCCCUUCACCUGGGGACGCAGCACGUCCCCAAUUCCCACCUGAGAGCCCUUUGGGGACUUGUUUUGUUCUGCGGGUUUUGGUUUUUUUUUCUUUCUUUUUUUUUUGGAGGGGGGGUGGGGGGGGUGGGAAGGUCAAUUGUUGUUUGGUUGGUUUUUUAACUUUUUAUUUUAAAAGGUUUUUUUUUUUUUUUUUGGUUGGCUUUCAUUGGGGGACUGGAAGUGGGGGGGUUGGGGGGGUGUUGAUGAGCGUCUGUUGUACAUAUAAAAACACAUCGGGUUUACAUCGCUCCGUCUGUUUGAAGCAGCACAGGGAGGGGAGCAGCCCCAGCACAUCCAGGGGACACCCCCAGACUGCCCACACUGCUGCGGUGUGGGGACAGGAGGGGACAAUGCCCCACAUCCUGCUGGGGGGCAGAGGGAGGCAGCCCCCCCUCCCCCCCCCCCCCCCCCCACACAGCCCAGCAGUGGGGGACCCCUACUCAGAGAGCACCCCAGUCCCAAGCAGACAGCAGCAGCGGGACUGGUCCACACACCCAUCACCCCAAACACAAAGAGCAUCCUGCAUCCUUGGUGCAGGGAGCACAUCAGUGUGGGUUGUGCAGGCACCAGGACCCCAAAAGGAAAGGUUUGCAGCUGGACUGUACCUUCCCCAGCCCAGGCAUGGGGCUCUGCCCUCAUCCUGCAGGAGGAGCUUGGCACUGAGCACCCAGCCAGGGCUCUGCGUGCAAUGGGAAAUGUCACAGAGAAAAGAUAUACGGUAUCUGUGUAUUUUUGUAUGGCACGAGGAGUUGUUUACCAGAGGCCCAGCUCCCAGCAUUGCAACAUUCCUGCCAGCAGCCCCUGCCCUUGUGCUGACACAGAGCCAACACCAGCAACAACCCAGCAGCAGCCGCGCAGCCUUUGGGAAGCUCUGGAAAGGCUGUGGUGCAGAACAGCCCAUGGCUGCACAUCCACUCCCUUCUCUCCCUCCCUUUCAGAGGAAAAGAAAGAAAAAAGAGCAUCGGUUCUUUUUAUUGAAGAUAGUUUUUAAGCAAACAAACUCUCA